Messenger RNA from Caenorhabditis briggsae, 1179 nucleotides. RefSeq names its product Protein CBR-COQ-1 (gene Cbr-coq-1). Gene Ontology annotation, biological process: ubiquinone biosynthetic process; isoprenoid biosynthetic process. Bases 1 to 1179 code for a protein of 392 amino acids. Lineage: Eukaryota; Metazoa; Nematoda; Chromadorea; Rhabditida; Rhabditidae. The transcript is spliced from 10 exons. Gene Ontology annotation, molecular function: prenyltransferase activity. The record is from RefSeq and is a predicted model, not a curated record. Gene Ontology annotation, cellular component: transferase complex; mitochondrion.
AUGGGUGUACUUCCAAAAAUUAAUUUUGCUGUUCGCCAACUCAGGAAAUGUUCAAUGACAGCAACAUCAUCAGUAUCAUCUUCCGACCCAAGCUUAGCUUCCUCGGCAUUUGUUCAGGAUCAUGUUAGGCAAAUGCAGAACGACAUAAUGGAACAGUUAAUACCACAAGAUGCAUCAGGUGCAGUUGAGAAUCUCGCUGAUUUAAAUGUGACCUCUAAUUUAGGACGGAUGACACACUAUUAUUUCCAACAGGGUGGAAAAAUGUUGCGACCUACAGUAUCCUUACUAAUGGGAAACGCUUGUAAUUCCGCUAUGAAUCGAUCCAUUCCAGAAGAGCAAAUUGCAAUACCGAUUUCCGAACGAUCUGCCAUUUCUUCUCAUUUGAUCGUGUGCCAGAACCAAUACAAAAUUGGUAUGAUUGCGGAAAUGAUCCACACAGCAUCUUUGGUUCAUGAUGACGUCAUUGAUGAAGCGAAUACAAGACGAGGAUCUGCAAGUGUCAAUGCUGUUUGGGGAAACAAAAUGUCUGUACUUGUUGGUGAUUUCAUUUUGGCACGAGCUACUCAGAUUCUCUGUUCAAUCGGAAAGCCUAACGUCAUUGCAGUUAUGGCGUCAAUCAUUGAAGACCUAGUUUUGGGAGAAUUCAUGCAGAUGUCUGUAACGCCUUCAGAAGCAACUCCAUCACAGAGAAUGGUCGCAUAUAUUGAAAAGACUCAUCGAAAAACUGCCAGUUUAUUUGCCAGCAGUUGUCGGUCAACUGCCAUUCUUGCAGAUUCAUCAAAUUCGAAUCUCCAUCAAACUGCAUAUGAAUACGGUAGAAAUCUAGGUAUAGCUUUUCAAUUAGCCGAUGAUCUUCUCGAUUUCAUUGCUACGUCUGAUGAAAUGGGCAAACCAGUUGCUGCUGAUUUGAAAUUAGGUCUUGCAACCGCACCAGUUCUAUACGCAUGUGAGCAGUACCCCGAGCUCACUACAAUGCUUCUCAGAAAAUUCAAGCACGAAGGCGAUGCUGAAAGAGCACGCGACAUCGUCAUGAAUUCAGAUGGAAUGGACAAAACGCGACAGUUGAUUGACGCGUAUUCGCAAAAAGCCGUGGAAAUGGCAUCAUCCCUUCCCAAUCGUAACGAGUCUACCGAGCAAUUGAUAAAGCUAGCAUUGUCUCAAACGGAUAGGAAAUUCUAA